This is a messenger RNA of Exophiala spinifera, 2649 nucleotides long. RefSeq lists its product as uncharacterized. NCBI's taxonomy places the organism in Eukaryota, Fungi, Ascomycota, Eurotiomycetes, Chaetothyriales, Herpotrichiellaceae. The coding region runs from base 1 to 2649 and encodes 882 amino acids. The transcript has 2 exons. The record is from RefSeq and is a predicted model, not a curated record.
AUGGAUGCCCAGACGGCGCAAGCGCGUCGAAAAGUGAACACCUACGGGAAAGGAACAAAGAGGAUUGCGGUUCACGACCUCUUCGAUGUCGGAACGUUCCCCUCCGUUGAAGGAGCGAAAUCGUCGCCAGGACCCCUUGCGCUUCUUGGACGAAGCGGUGUCAACAACUCAUCCGCGAGAUCGGGCUCGGAGGACUUGAACCUGGCUGCAAGAAGAGUCCCUUCAGGCCGUCCGUCGGAGCCUCUACGUUCCGUAUCUCCAAGUACUACGAUGUCUGUAGAGUCAUCGCCUUCAGAAGCCACUCAUCGCUCGAUGUUCGACGUUCACUCAUCAGAUGAGGAGUCGCCGAAUUUCCAAUCGACGCAACCGCUGAAAAAGAGAAAGAUGACACCAAUAGUGAGCAUUCCAAAGACACAUGUGCCCUCGAUGACUGUUGGGAAGCAGAAGUCGAUGAACGGUGGGAAAAGCCAGCGUGCGGUACAAAGUGCUUCUCGUGUUGGUGCAGAAGCUGAGGUGAAGAGCAUUAAACAAGGCAGUACCAGAAAGGCUUCAAAAGGAGCGCAGGCCAGGAUGGGAGAAUCGACAGAAAGUUUCAAGGAUGGUGUGGACACUCCGAACAGACUCGAACAGCAGAGAGGUGCUCCCAGGAGCAAGGCUCCUCCAAAACCACUCCGGGUGAUCAAGAAGCAAUCCCCAGCUUUGCUAUCUGACACUUCCGACCACAAUGACUCCCCGAAAAGGAAACGGGGAUUUCUCGAGGAUGAAGCAAAGGACUCCCCAAGUCCACCAGCAUUGCAAAUGAAAUCUCUCAGGUUAGCGUCCGACAUCAAUUCACUGGAACUCGACCUAUCAUCAUCCUCGUCUGAUGAGGAAAUGACGGCAGCGCAGCCUGUGGUGCAGUCCUCACAAACAGGUCGUAAAAGACUCGUGGAUAAGCUUGAUGCGCCUCGCUCACAAAGCAUAGACAGGCAAACGAUCAAACCUUCUCUGGGAAGGUCUUCUGGAGAGAGCCGAUAUCAACACAAGAUCGAAGUCGAGAUCCAAAGACCUCCUGUAACGGCAAACGCUUUGCCACCGCCUAGACAACGUGCGACCUAUGCUAGACAACGCUCCCACCUCAGUGAUAUGAUUGAUAGCCUGGACACCCAUUCUGGAAUCACUAGCCAAAAUUCGUCGCAGCAGAGCUUCUCACAACCUGCGUCGUUCGGCUUAGCCUCGCAGAUGGAGUUAGAAAUGGAGGACAGCGAUGAAGCCGACGCUUUCACUCAGAUCAAGAGUAUUCACGAAUUGCGACGUGGUGCUGCUAUCAACAAGUUUGACCAAGAUAUCGAAUCUAUUCUGGACGAUCUUGAAUCUCAUUCCAAGUCACUACGCAUUACCGCACUCUUGCUUCUGAUAAAUAAAAUGAGGGAGCUCAAUUUUCUGCGGCAUUUUCAGGAGUCUGGCAAUUUCUACCGCUUCACGGAAAGCAGCAGAGACGAUGCUGACUUGAUUACUGCAACCUUGAUGGUUCUCGUCUUCAACCAUGUGAUAGAGACCAAACAAUCACCGCCGAAGAAUCAGCUGCAAAUCUUAAGUGCCCUGUAUCGAUUACCUCCAAAUUUGAGCUUGACGAGGCAGUCGCUAUCAUCUCUUGCCAAAGAUAGGAAAGAGAACUUAAACAAGCUCACAGUCAAAGACAUCAUGAACUUUGACCAAGAACAACUAAAACAUUCCCCUAAGCAGCAAUCAUUGAUCAGCCUAUUGUAUUUGGGCACGAUCAACGAAACCCUACGGGCGCUGAUCAACAGUGGAGAACAGAUCCCAGACUUUCCCGGCCCUUUGUUAGAUGCCAUCCUAGUCAACUUCACUCGCGAACAAAAGCAUCUGCUUGAAGAGGACAACAGAGAGAAUAGAUUUGAGGGCAUUCAAACUCUUUUGUCGUUGCUUGAGAUCGCGUCUGCGAAUUGCGAAAUGGCUCCUUCUAAGCUCGCAACGUCAUCUAUCAUUGAAGUUGGUAGGAGCAUAUCAAAUGUCAUGCAAAUCGCUCGCCAAGCACGCCCUGAGAUAGAGCACUCAUGUUUGCGCUUGAUAGUCGGCCUGAGCAAUAACGAGCCAAGCGUGUGUGAGGCCCUGACGGAGGGCAAGCUCAUAGCGACAGUGUUCCGGGUCAUUGACGAUCGGUUCUUGCAAUUGGCAGGGCUGGCGUCUCGAGAACAAGCUUUUGACGGCUCUCGGCUAGAGUCUGUAAUUCUUGCUGUUGGCUGCCUGCUGAACAUUGCAGAGUGUGCAGAUGCAGCUCGAAGAAAAAUGCUUGAAGCGGACGCGAGUGGGAAGAGCCUUGUUGACAAACUGGUCAACAUUUUCAACAGCCAUGUUGACCAGACAUCGGAGGCUCUUACAAUUGACCAAACCCAGGUCUUGGUUGCUUUCGGCUACAUAUCCGCAUUGUUGUGCACGCUAUGCCUCAAUGUAGAUGCGCGAAGACAAAUCUCAGAAAGCAUCAGAGGGGAAGAGCUGUCUAAGCUCUUUGAGGCGGCAGGCAUCUUUCUUCAGCAUCUGCGGACUGUUGAAGAAGCACUGGGAGGGGCGGAGGGGGCAUCCUCGGGAUUUACAGCGCGCUUCACAAUGGUGUUGGAUUCCCUGACACAAGACAAUGUGGAGAGAUAG